AAACAGCGGCAAGAAGAAGCAGCAUUCAACACGCGGUUUUUUUAACUGCAUGUUUAUUAAACUUUUGUUAGUUUAAAAAUAUAUAAUUAUGGUUCAGAAUAAGCAGAAAACAGCAAAGCCACCAAAGCUGCUAAAAGGCGCAGCAAAGGAGCCUGCACUUUCGAAGGCGGAAAACUGGCAGAAGGUGAAAAUCAAGGGCCACGUGAUAUCCGAUGAUUGUGGCGGCUACGAGGGAUUAAUUGGUCUGGAGGUCCUCAAGGACUACGAUGCAUCGCUGGUGAAGUCCUCGCAGAAGAGGACCACAUCUCGGAAUCCAGACAGAGAGCGCACGCUGAAGAAGAAAAAGAGGAAGGUGUCGAAGGGCGACGAGCAGGAAUCCAGCGAGAGUUCCACCGAAUCUGAAAGCGAGGAUGAAGUAGCGGUCGCUGCCAGGACCAGUAAGAAAGCCCGCCUGGCCGAGCGACAUGCGCAAAAAAUGCAAAAACUACGGGAGAAGCGUGAGAAGCGAAAGGAGCUGCGGAAACAGAAGAAAUCGAAGGGAAAGGAAAACGACAACAGCGAGGAAUCCAGUGAUGAACACGCGGCAGAUCGUUUCGCAUUGCUCAGACCACCACCAUCAGACGACGAAGCAGAAGAAGUGGCCAAGGCGGAAGAUUCGGCAGACCAGCAGGAGUCGAGCGACGAAGAGGCACCCGAAUUAGUGUCCAUCCCCACGGACGAAGCCGAAGAUGUGUCCGCCUGGAACGGCCUGGGUGUUCCCGCUUCCAUUCUGCGUGCCCUCGGCGAGCAAGGCUUCAAGACGCCCACACAAAUCCAGGCACUUACUCUGCCGGCUGCCAUCCACGGCAAAAAGGACAUUCUUGGAGCAGCUGAGACGGGCAGCGGAAAAACCCUGGCCUUUGGCAUACCCAUGCUCGCCGGAAUCAUGGAGCUGAAGCAAAGGAAUAUUCGCUCUGGCAUACGCAAAGCGCCCAAGGUGAAGGGACAGCAGCCGGAGCCAGCGGCAGAUGAGCACGAGCUGACGCCCCCGCCGGAGGAACUGGAUCAUGUUUCCGGUGCCAGUGAUGAGGAGAGCGAUGCGGAGGAGCAUACCCAGCGUGUGCAGACUCCCCUGUACGGUCUGGUUCUCACACCCACCAGGGAGUUGGCCGUGCAGGUCAAGAAUCACCUGGUGGCCGCUGCAAAGUAUACAGGCAUUCGAGUGGCAGCCAUCUUCGGAGGUCUAGCAGUUGCGAAACAAGAACGAGUGCUUCGCCAGUGCCCGGACAUCGUGGUGGCCACACCUGGUCGCCUCUGGGAACUCUACGCCCAGGGUAAUCGACAUUUGGGCAAGAUCGAGGAUGUCAGUUUCCUGGUCAUCGACGAAACGGAUCGCAUGGUAGAGAAGGGACACUUCGAAGAGCUGCGCAGUCUACUCAAGGUUCUCAAUUCGGACGAACAGAAGAAGCAUCAGCGCCAAAAUUUUGUUUACUCGGCCACUCUGACGUUGGUCCAUGAUCUGCCCGAUCACAUGCAGAAGCGAAAUGUGGGUAAGCGGCCCAAGUUUGUGAAACAGACGGUGGAUCAGAAGAUUGAAAGUCUCAUUGAGGAGUUGGGCAUUUCCCAGCCGAAGAUUGUGGAUAUAACCAGCUCGCAGCAGACCGCACAAACAUUGACCGAGAGCCGUCUGCUGUGCCCCAUUGAUCACAAGGAUUACCAUCUUUACUAUUUCAUUCAGCGCCAUCCAGGACGCACUAUUGUUUUCUGCAAUUCCAUAGACUGCGUAAAACGACUGGCCACGCUCUUCGGCCUGCUGGACUGCAAUCCUCUACCCCUGCAUGCCAACAUGAUCCAGAAGCAGCGUCUGAAGAACCUGGAGCGAUUCCGUGACAGUCCGACAGGUUUGCUGAUAGCCACUGACGUGGCUGCUCGUGGCCUGGACAUACCGAAUGUGGAGCAUGUGAUCCACUACCAAGUGCCGCGCACCAGUGAGAACUACGUACACCGAUCGGGACGCACAGCACGAGCGAAUAAGCAUGGCAUAACAGUCAUGUUCAUGGAGCCGGGAGAGGUCAAGAGCUAUGUGAAGCUGUACAAAACAUUGGAGAGAACUGAGGAUCUGCCGCUUUUCCCCAUCUCGGAGCGUUUUCUGGGAGCGGUCCGCGAGCGUGUGAAUCUGGCGCGAGAUCUGGACAAGGAGGAGCUGAAGCUGAAGCGCGUGCAGAGUGAGCGCGGCUGGAUGAAGAAGCACGCUGAGGAAAUGGACAUGAUCAUUGAUGGCUACAAUGACGAAUCUGGCAGUGACCAGGAUGAGGACCCCUUUGUGAUUGAGCGACGUCGCAAUCGGCUGCGCGUGGAGACGGUCAGAGCCCAGCUUAAUGCCCUGCUGGCUCAGCCCAUCUUCCCCAGAGGCUUCAGCUUCAAGUAUCCCAACAGCGAGGCGACCCAAUUAGCCACAAGUCAUACUCAAAGCGCCGUGGAGACCAUGAAGGCGGCCAUAGAAGACCAGAAGCAGGCCAAAAAAGAUCGCAACAAGCGAAAAAGGAAUGCCUAAUCUAACUUAAAGCUGUUUUAUUGAAUAAGAGAUACAAAGUUAACGCCUUGGAUGUUUCCAUCAAUGCUUUGAAACGAAGUAUCGCACACCUCCAUCGGUCAAUGAGCGAGCGUGCUUGGCCAGCAGUGUGGAAACGGACAAGUUUGGGGUGGUAAAGCACCUAGUUAUAAAACCGAAAAUCAAAAACAAUA
Messenger RNA from Drosophila sechellia, 2724 nucleotides. Its product is annotated as ATP-dependent RNA helicase DDX24. Gene Ontology annotation, molecular function: RNA helicase activity; nucleic acid binding; ATP binding. The record is from RefSeq and is a predicted model, not a curated record. Lineage: Eukaryota; Metazoa; Arthropoda; Insecta; Diptera; Drosophilidae. The transcript is spliced from 5 exons. Bases 89 to 2533 code for a protein of 814 amino acids.